Messenger RNA from Lolium rigidum, 1601 nucleotides. RefSeq names its product STOREKEEPER protein-like. Gene Ontology annotation, biological process: regulation of DNA-templated transcription. The coding region runs from base 1 to 1356 and encodes 451 amino acids. The transcript has a single exon. Gene Ontology annotation, cellular component: nucleus. Lineage: Eukaryota; Viridiplantae; Streptophyta; Magnoliopsida; Poales; Poaceae. The record is from RefSeq and is a predicted model, not a curated record.
AUGGCACCCAAGCGCCCGGCCGCGGCGGCGGCGGCGGCGUCGGGAUCCGCGUCCGACGCAUCCGACGCCGAGGCCGACGCGCCCCACCACCACAACCACCCACCCUCCGACACCGACCCCUCCAAGACGCCGCCGCCCAACCCUAACCCUAAGUCCUCCUCCGCCGCCGCCGCCGCCGCCGCGCCCUCGGCGCCCGCCGACUCCGCCCCGGCCAGAUCCGACUCGGGGGGCUCCUACUCCGACUCCUCCGCCGCCGCCCGCCGCCGCCGCCCCGCGCCGCGCCCCGCCGCGCCCUCCCCCAAGCCCCGGCCGCGCUCCCCGGGCAUCAACUCCGACUCGUACGACUCGCACGCGGCCGCCGGCUUCGACACGGACCUCGACCCGGCGGCCGGCGCCGACUCCGACUCCGACUCCCACAACACCCCCUCCCCGCCCCGCCCAUCCGCGCGCCACAACCCGCGCGCCGAGGCCGCCAUCGUGAAGCCCAUCAGCUCCCGCCCCAUGGACCCGCCGCGCCGCGGCGGGGCCAAGCGGCCCCGCAGCGCCGCCGUGCCGGCCCCCCCACCCCCACCCUCCUCCGAGAAGCGCCCGGCCCGGCUCUGGAGCCCCGACGACGAGCUCGUCAUCCUGCGCGGCCUCGCCACCUACCGCGCCAAGAGCGGCGUGCUGCCCGGCUCCACCAACGACAUCGGCAAGCUGCACGGCCACAUCCGCGCCCACCUCAGCGUCAAGGUCUCCACCACGCAGCUCAGCGACAAGGUGCGACGACUCAAGCAGAAGUACCAGCUGCUCGCCACCCGCGCCAAGAACGGGCGCGACCAGGAGCUGCACACGCCGCACGACCGAAGCAUCUACGAACACGCAAAGAAGGUAUGGGGCACCAGGACCGGCAGCACUGCCGGCGACGACUACGACAUUGCUGCCGGUGACGGGGACAGCGAGGAGCUACCAGCUACCGAAAACAGCGACGACGACGACGACGGUAUGGACAGCGGCCGGGACGACCGCUACCGCAUCAAGAACCGCAAGCUGAUGCCGAUCGCCAUGGCGAACGGGCACAGCAUCCAACGCAGGCCUGCUCUACCUCCUCCCAACAGCAGGACCAAGACCGACUUCGAGAAGGGCAAGGACGCGUACCCCUACCUGUGGGAGACCGUCGAGGAGCUGGCCAGGGAGCACCCGAGCGGCGCCGCGUUCAAGAAGGCGUUCGAGGUGCUCGAGGGGUCGAAAGCGCAGGUGAUGGAGGAGAAGCUCAGGAAGUUCAGGCUGACGGAGAUCAGACAGCAGCUGCGCCGGAUGGACCUCAUGAAGGAUACGGUGAGGAUGGUGCUCGAUGCCCUCGAGAGGGCCGACUGAGCAAUGGGGCUGAUCCAUGGUGAGCACCAAACUGUUGAAAGGGGGGAAUCAAAUCAGUCUCUUUUCCGUUCUAGAUAGGGGUUUAUGUGGUUAAUUACUUACUCCCGUGGACAAGCUAUUGAAACUAGGCAUAGAACAAGGAGUGGUGGUUUCUCCUUGUUAUUUUCCAUGGAUCCUUGUAUUUUUGUGAUUCUUAUUAGGUGCUAACUUGUGCUUUAUAUACUAUAUCGAUCGUGUCUAUUUUA